CAUGGACAAGUUGAGACACGUUGGAGUUGGGCCCUUUCUACGCGACGCUCUGUCCGUCGCGUUUUGAAUAGAGCUUUUGUGUUUUUAGUGAGUGUUUGAUGAAACAGGUGACUGCUUGUACACAGCGUCCUAUGGUAUCAGUGUUUGUUACGCAGUGAGCUCUAUCGCUGCACUUCAACGUGUUUCUGACGCAUUCUGAGGCCCCAUUACGGCAACUCGAGACAGCCAGCCAGCUUUAGCCAGCCAGUCCCUGCCAGCCCAAGCCAGCCAGCCAGCCAGCCAGCCAGCCAGCCCUCCCAGUGACCAACCAACUUCAGCUUCAGCCUGCUAACCCACCCCUUCUCCAGGGAGUGCUGCUUGGGCCUGCACUGUUACCGCCACCCAUACUGCCACCUCCUCCAGCCAGGACUACUACACUGAUCUUGUGACACUGCUAGCUCAUAAUCACUCAAAAUGGCCCUCCCGGUUCGGCCCUGCGACGCUGCGUCGCCAUCACUGGGAAUGGACGACUCGGUGUACUCAGUGUCUGCAGUGGACGCGGCGAAGCGAGAAUGGAGUGAAUACCUACGCCGCCGCAGAGAAGAGAGAUAUCACCACUUUAACACGGCGAGGGUAGUUCUCAGACGGCGCUUCGCCGAAAAAGAACUACCUUCGCCAAAAUUUAGUGGAACCCUGACCGACCGCGAGAGGGCUAGAUACGAAGCCGAGAUCAAGUUUUUUGACUGCUCGCAACACGAAAGUGUAGAGUAUCUGCUCUCACGCAUUGUCUAUCAGCGUUACAGAUUUAAAGCUCAGGAGAAACGUGCUCGCUACCUGGACUUGUUCGAAGUUCCCGCGCGCAGGCUCAUCGCUGCAGAGCGCCUAUUUCAGCAGAAAUUAAUCAUGCUCUCGGAAGCGAACAACAUUCUUGUUGGACUACAUGUAGGAAGCUCAAGCGAUCGCGAUAGUUUGUUUGGGCCUGUCGAAAAUUGCAGGGUGUACCACGCGAGGGAUGUGCCACCUAUCGCCGAGCUCUCGCAUCUCCACUGCACAAACGUUAAUGGGAUGUACCUUGAGCACUCAGAUUGUCAAGUUUCGCAUCGAUCCGAGCUUGUGCAGGUGAACGCAUACACGGAUCGUCUGGAAUGUAAAAACACGUUGCAACCCAACAGGUUGGGGCGGAAGUACGUUAGGUGUCUAGGCAGUUAUAGAGAUCCGGUUAAAGGUAUUGUCACACAGCUGGAAGACAUCCUCCAAAAUGACCUGAACGGCAACCAAUCAGAGCUCGUCAAGAUCUUCAGAGAGUUUUGCUCCAGCCAUUGUGUGUUAAACGAGUCUGUGAGGAGCAUGAGUCGAACCAAAAAAGAGAGUCUCAUCAAUAUUUGCUGCCUCAUUCUGGAAUGUGAGCAGUCCCAGUGGCAAUCGGCUUUGUUUCUUGAGGGCGACGAGUGGAAAAUUGGAAUGCCAGUGUCGUUCGCUCGGCUCAUUAGACUCUUCGAAGGCGGGCACAUUACACUUAAAGAUCUUUUUUUAAAGUAUCCUGUCUAUUCGUUCAUAAACUUGAUCGACAACUUUGCCCAAAUAAGGGCAAUUUGUGAGGAAAUUGACACUCUUUACCAGACAGUGUUCACAGACGCAAGGCUCAACGUUGUGGAUCAGGCUCUGGAGGAUUUGAGCUUUCUGUACGGGGGUCAAAGAUAAGCGAGGAAAGCCAUCUUCGGCGUCUAAAGAUUUCCUUUUGGAAAAUCCCUGAGACAAAUUUUUCGGUUUGGCGCGGUUGGGCUGCACCUGCCUGCUUGCAAUGCAUUUGCAAAGGCGGUGACUGAUGAUUGCCGGGCGAGCGCCUGUGAAGUGCAGGGUAGGCAACCCGAACGCACCCGCGUGGAGCGCGCGGCCUACGUCGCGUUCUGCAGGCGGCGGCCGUGCCUCGUUCCGAAGGUCCGCUUCGUCGCUCUGUCUCUAAGUGCGAUACAAACUAGUGCAACAUAACACUAGUGCAAUAAUUAUGUUAAUAUUAAAGUAAUGACGACUACUUCGUGGUCGAGCCUUUCUUAUAGGAUAUGUUUGUGUUUAGUUCUGAUCUUAUGGCUCACCCAAUAAUAAGAAAGAUGCACUCUAAACACGUCUUGCAAGGGGAGGCGGGAUGCGCCGCCAGUUCCGACAAUCUACGCCUGGCUUUGGCUUUGGCAGCAUUCUUCGCUUUAUAUCGUUAUACAAAUGUUAGUGCUAGUAAGUGGACACAGCACUGAAUUCAUUUGUGUAAAAUACAUGCAUU
Molecule: messenger RNA, 2254 nt
Organism: Thrips palmi
Lineage: Eukaryota; Metazoa; Arthropoda; Insecta; Thysanoptera; Thripidae
Exons: 4
Coding region: 454-1680 (408 amino acids)
Source: RefSeq, a predicted model, not a curated record